AUGGCUACAAACCUUCCACUUCCAUUACCUCCGCGCACCCCAACCCCUCCUGCAGAUGAUUAUACAGAGCAACAUGUGCCCCGAACUGUCGACCGCGAUGCCUUGUCGCCACUGCGGGAGACAUUCCCGAAAGGCAUAUCACUAGAUUCAGAAUACCAGGAUCGUCUCAGUCCUUCGAAGGUUUCAUUCAAUUUGAGCCCUGGACCUUCAAAUUACUCCGUGUCGCUGCAAAAUGGCUCAACCGAUUCUACCUCGGCGGCGGGGCCGUUCAACUUCGAUACCACCGUGAUGGCAAAGGGACCGGUAGCAAAGUCGAACAUUGGACAGCGUCGUGGCCACAAAUACAAACACUCUAGUAUCUCACAUCAAAUCUUCCUAGAACCUCCUCCCCGAGCUCCAUUGGCCCUGCCCAAUUCACUUCCAAUCCCUACUCUGAAGGAAUACCGUGCUAGUAUGUCGAAAGAACAGAAAACACGGUUUUGGUGGAGUGUGUGCCACAUGUUUGUGGCUGGAUAUACUCUCUGGACAGCACACGGGUCGUUGGCUAUAACUGCGUUGUCCCAUUUAAUAUUGUUCGACUCACUGGGCGCCAUGCUAUGUGUUGUUGUGGAUGUUCUGAGUAAUUUCGAAGUCUGGAAGCGAUCUAGUAUUCGUCAUCCAUUUGGCCUGGAGCGGGCUGAGGUACUUGCUGGGUUCGCGAUGUGUGUCCUACUUCUAUUUAUGGGCAUGGACCUGAUCUCUCACAAUCUUGAACACUUCCUUGAGAAAUCUGGUCACGAGCCACACCAUACACACGCCCAUGAGCGGGUUUCGGUGGGAAGUGUAGAUGUUACUGCCGUUUUGGCAAUUUCGUCUACCCUUGUUUCUGCAAUUGGGUUGAAGAACCAUGCUCGCAUUGGAAAAACGAUGCGCUUUGCAUAUAUCGAGUCUCUGCCAUCAGUCUUGAGCAAUCCCUCUCAUUUCCUCACCCUUUCAUGCUCCGCUCUCUUACUAUUUCUGCCUCUGGUAUCGAUCCGUAUAUAUGGCUGGCUUGAUAAGCUUCUAUCAGGCACUAUCGCUAUCUCGAUGUGCGUUUUAGGGGUGAGCUUGGUGAGGACAUUGGGCUCAAUGCUUCUUAUGUCUUACUCCGGUGAAGGAGUUUCUGAUGUCGUUAAGGAUAUUGAAGCAGAUCCAUCAGUCUUUGGUGUGGAUGAUGCUCGUUUCUGGCAGGUUCACUAUGGACUUUGCAUGGCCAAUCUCAAACUCCGUGUUUCUGGAUCUGAGGAUAAUGUAUCUCGGCUGCGUGAGAAGAUUUCUAGUUUGAUUCGGAACCGACUCGGUGGGGGAUAUGGUAGCGGAGGUCAGAGGUGGGAAGUUUCCCUGCAGUUUACCAUUGAGCGCGAUUAA
Messenger RNA from Penicillium taxi, 1386 nucleotides. RefSeq names its product cation efflux family protein family. Gene Ontology annotation, cellular component: Golgi apparatus; membrane. NCBI's taxonomy places the organism in Eukaryota, Fungi, Ascomycota, Eurotiomycetes, Eurotiales, Aspergillaceae. Gene Ontology annotation, biological process: intracellular zinc ion homeostasis; zinc ion transport; transmembrane transport. The transcript has 2 exons. Bases 1 to 1386 code for a protein of 461 amino acids. Gene Ontology annotation, molecular function: zinc ion transmembrane transporter activity. The record is from RefSeq and is a predicted model, not a curated record.